This is a messenger RNA of Brassica oleracea var. oleracea, 834 nucleotides long. Its product is annotated as transcriptional regulator SUPERMAN-like. The record is from RefSeq and is a predicted model, not a curated record. Bases 124 to 759 code for a protein of 211 amino acids. Lineage: Eukaryota; Viridiplantae; Streptophyta; Magnoliopsida; Brassicales; Brassicaceae. The transcript has 2 exons.
AACCCUAAUAAAUGAUCGUCCAUACACUUAAAGACAACCUCAAGUAAUGAUAAAUUAAAACCACCUCUUCUAUAUAACACAGUGAGUAUCAUCCUUAUUCAUCAUCAGCAUCUGUUGGAGAAUAUGAAGAGGACACAUUUGGCAAGUUUCAGCAGCAAAAACAAAACCCAAGAAGAAGAAGGUGACACUAGUGGUAACGACAGAGUCAUCAUGAAUCUCUACAAUAGCUAUGAAGCUGGGCUGAUCCCAUGGCCUCCCAAGAACUACACUUGCAGCUUCUGCAGGAGGGAUUUUAGAUCUGCUCAAGCACUUGGAGGACACAUGAAUGUUCACAGAAGAGACAGAGCAAAACUCAGACAGAUCCCUUCUUGGCUCUUUGAACCUCACCAACACGUACCUGUUGGCAACCCUAACCCUAAUUUUGGCUCUUCUUCUCCUUCAACGACGCCAGCUCAUCUUGACCCUUCCCUAACCAACCAAAUAUCCAAAACGACUCCUUUUUCUUCUGACCGGUUCGAUCUUUUGGAUUAUACUACUAGCCAUGGAGGUUCGAUGAAGGAAAGAGAGAAGAACAAGAGCAAUGUGUGCAGCAGAGAGCUCAAGAAGAGUGCCAUAGAUUCAUGCCAUGCUGCAAAAUGUGAGAUAAGUCGUGGGGAGAUGAACGACAAGAAACAUGGAGUCGCCAGGUUGGAGCUUGGGAUGGAUUUGAGGAAUCCAAAACAAGUUCUUGAUUUGGAGCUUCGACUUGGCUGCCUUUAAAUAACUUUAGUUAAUAAUUUAACUACAAGAUUAUAUAUUUAUAUGUAAGAUAUGUACGUAUAGCUGAGCAGUGAG